This is a messenger RNA of Rosa chinensis, 3729 nucleotides long. Its product is annotated as sister-chromatid cohesion protein 3. The record is from RefSeq and is a predicted model, not a curated record. Lineage: Eukaryota; Viridiplantae; Streptophyta; Magnoliopsida; Rosales; Rosaceae. Gene Ontology annotation, cellular component: chromatin; nucleus; cohesin complex. Gene Ontology annotation, biological process: sister chromatid cohesion. The transcript has 22 exons. Bases 136 to 3483 code for a protein of 1115 amino acids. Gene Ontology annotation, molecular function: chromatin binding.
UUAUCGUUGGCCUUCAGAUCUUAAACGCUCCGUUUCCGUUAGGCGGGAGAUUUGCUGCUCCUCUCGCUCUCUUCUUCCCUCUCGCUCUCUUCUCUGCAAUUUAGGGCAAAUCUAGUCACUCAUAAUCAGAAGGCCAUGGAGGAACCAGCCACCGGCGGCCGCCCGAAGAGGACUAGGGCUCAGACUCGAACCACCACUGAGAACAACGCUAGCGAUGCGAGUGAACACGUGGACCGCGAGAGCUCGCCGGACGAUUUCGAAGCGCCUCGUCCUAAAGCUAAACGAGGUCGCCCUCCCAGUGGCUCCACCGCGGCGCCGCCCAAAGCCUCCGCUCUCACUCUGAUUGAGGUCGUCAAGGGCAACGGGAAACUUAUUCCUCAGGCGGUCAAGCUCUGGGUUGAGCGGUACGAAAAGGAUGCUAAACCUGCUACUGUUGAGCUAUUGACAAUGCUGUUUGAGGCAUGUGGAGCUAAGUAUCAUAUUAAAGAAGAGUUGCUGGAUGAGACUAAUGUUGACGAUGUCGUGGUUGCUCUUGUCGAGCUUGCUAGAAGUGGUAACGUGGAUGAUUACCAAAGUUCAAAAAAGGAGUUUAAAAACAUGAAGGACAAUCUCCAAUCAUUCUGGGAUAAGUUGGUCUGCGAAUGUCAACACGGGCCAUUAUUUGAUCAGAUUUUGUUCGAGAAGUGCAUGGGCUAUAUAAUUGCUUUGUCAUGCACUCCUCCAAGAGUUUAUCGCCAAACUGCUACUUUGAUGGGUCUCCAACUUGUCACUUCAUUCAUAACUGUUGCUAAAACACUUGGUGUUCAGCGUGAAACUACUCGAAGACAAUUAGAGGCUGAAAAAAAGAAACAAUCUGAAGGACCUCGUGUGGAGUCACUGAACAAGAGGUUCUCGAUGACUCAUGAAAACAUAACUAUAUUAGAGCAGAUGAUGCGCAAUAUAUUUCAAGGGUUAUUUGUGCAUCGCUACCGAGACAUUGAACCAAAUAUUCGGACGUCGUGUAUAGAGGCACUCGGCGUGUGGAUUUUGUCAUAUCCAUCAAUGUUCUUGCAGGAUUUAUACUUGAAGUAUCUUGGAUGGACAUUGAAUGACAAAAAUGCUGGUGUAAGAAAAGCAUCUGUGCUUGCAUUACAAAAUCUUUAUGAGGUUGAUGAUAAUGUGCCGACUCUGGGCCUAUUCACUGAAAGAUUUUCUACUCGGAUGAUUGAGCUUGCUGAUGACAUUGAUAUUUCUGUGGCUGUAUCUGCCAUUGGCCUUGUUAAACAGCUUUUAAGACAUCAGCUUCUACCAGAUGAUGACUUAGGUCCUCUAUAUGAUUUGCUUAUUGAUGAUCCAGCAGAGAUCAGGCAUGCUAUAGGGGCAUUAGUGUAUGAACACUUGAUUUCUCAGAAGUUCAUUAGUUCCCAGUCUGGUGCAAAAGGUGUUGAGAACAAUUCUUCUGAGGUCCAGCUUGGCAGAAUGUUGCAAAUUCUAAGAGAGUUCUCUGCAGAUCCAAUUCUUAGCGUUUAUGUAAUUGAUGAUGUUUGGGAGUACAUGAAUGCCAUGAAGGAUUGGAAGUGUAUUAUCUCCAUGCUCUUGGAUGAGAAUCCACUGAUUGAGCUUACUGAUGAGGAUGCAACAAACUUGGUACGGCUUCUUUCUGCAUCUGUCAAAAAGGCUGUAGGAGAGAGGAUAGUUCCUGCUACUGAUAAUCGAAAGCCAUACUACACUAAAGCUCAAAAAGAUGUAUUUGAGCACAACAAACAGGAUAUAACUCUUGCCAUGAUGAAGAACUAUCCACUACUUCUCCGUAAGUUCAUGGCAGACAAAGCAAAAAUACCAUCACUGGUUGACAUUAUUCUACACAUGAAUCUUGGGCUAUAUUCCAAGAGGAGGCAGGAGCAGAAUUUCGAAACCGUCCUUCAACUGAUCAAAGAGGCAUUUUUCAAACAUGGUGAGAAGGAGGCGCUGAGAUCUUGCGCAAAUGCUAUCAUGCUUUGUUCAACAGACAGUCAAGGGGAGCUAAAAGAUACGGCCCGUAAUUUAGUAAAGGAACUUCAUGAUGAGCUUAUAAAUAAUAAGCUUAAACCUGCGAUGAAAGAAGUGGCGGAUGGUGGUGAUGAAUAUCCUCUUCUUGUAAAUUUGAAGAGAAUGUAUGAGCUUCUAUUGUCAGGAAAUGUGCCUAUCGAGAGUUUGUAUGAAGAUAUGGUCUCAACUCUUCAGAGCUAUACAAACAAGGAUGAUCAGGUUGUCACUUUUCUGCUUCUCAACAUGUAUAUGCAUGUGCAAUGGUCUCUGCAUGCCAUCAUACAUAGUCCUACUAUCUCAGAGGCAUCUUUAUCUUCUAUAUUAGCGAAACGUGAUUCUUUGUUAGAGCGACUAGAGUACAUCCUUAACAGCUGUCUUGAAAUGGAGGGUAAUCGCUGCAAUCAGCUAGCUCGCUGGGUUUGUGUUAUACUCACUGAUUUGUCUCGACUGUUCAAAAAGACAAACUUUGCUUCGUCGAAGCUGGAAAAAUUAGGGUAUUCUCCAGAUGCAUCGGUUCUUCAGAAGUUUUGGAAACUUUGUGUGCAACAGCUCAGUAUUUCAGAUGAGACGGAAGAUGACGAUGGGAACAAAGAGUAUAUUGAGGAGACAAAUAGAGAUACUGUCAUGAUGGCUGCUGUACGGUUAGCUGUUACUGAUAAAGUUUAUAAGGAGUACCUGGGUCCAGAGAUUAUUUCUAGAUUUGUGAUGCAUGGUACAAGUGUAGCGGAGAUAGUUAAGCAUCUGAUAACUUUUCUGAAGAAGAAUGAUGAUGAUCUUCCGAAAACUUUCUUGGAAGCACUGAAAAUGGCCUACCAUCGGUAUAUGGUUGAACUAUCUAGAAGUGAUGAUGAAUCUUUAGCAAGCAAGCAUUUUCUAGAGUUUCAAGAACUAGCUGCUCAGCUUUCUGGGACAUUUAUAGGUGCUUCCAAGAACAGGCACAAAUCAGACAUUUUAAAAAUUGUUAACGAGGGAAUUGAAUAUGCUUUUAUAGAAGCUCCAAAGCAGUUGUCCUUUCUGGAAGGUGCUGUGCUCCAUUUUGUGUCCAAAUUGCCUACACCUGAUAUUCUGGAGAUAAGUAACGUCAAUAUUCAAAAUCGAACGGAGAAUGUAAAUAUGGAUGAAGAUCCCAGUGGCUGGCGUCCUUAUCACACAUUCGUUCAGACUUUGCGGGAAAAAUUUGCAAAGAUUGAAGGUAUCCAAGAAGAAAAGGACGGGACCUCUGUAAGGCGCAGGGGUCGUCCACGGAAAAGGCGUAAUAUACAGGGAAAGAGGCUGUUUGAUGAUCAUGGUUCAAGUGAAGAAGAGGAUUCAAUUAGUGGAUCUGACCAUGAAAAUGCUCAAGAUGAAGAAGAACAACAAGAUGAGGAUGAUGAUGAUGAUGAUGAUGAAGAUGUUCCUUUGAUAAAUCAAAUUAGGUCAUCAUCCAAGUUGAGAUCGCUGAAAGUUUCACGAGAGGGAAACAAAGGCCAGACGUAGGCGGGAUACUUUUUAGAAGAUCUAAGAUAAAUUAGCAGCUUCUAGGAUGUCAGGGUCCUGAAACUAGAAGUGCUACUUGCAUAUUGUAUAUUUCAAGGUACAUAGCUUCCUAGCAACAUAUUUUUUAGUCUACGAUAGAAUCAUGUAAUUCCGCUUGAAGUUAGUAUAGGAAAAAAAAAAAAAAACACUUGUGCUUUAUGAAUCCAGGUUCUGGGUGAAGGAUAAGGAUAUUGCAAUUUCACUUUA